Mytilus trossulus (common blue mussel) is the source of this 3010-nucleotide messenger RNA. RefSeq names its product regulator of G-protein signaling 17-like. The record is from RefSeq and is a predicted model, not a curated record. Lineage: Eukaryota; Metazoa; Mollusca; Bivalvia; Mytilida; Mytilidae. The transcript is spliced from 7 exons. Bases 499 to 1257 code for a protein of 252 amino acids.
CAGCAUCCUCUGCACAUGUCUGGAACAUAUCUUGAAUAAAUAAUUCAUUUCUUUAGAAAGUAUCCAUACAUUUUGAGAUUUUUAUAUGUGUGUUACAGGUCUCGAGCAACAUGUUAAUUAUUAAUUAGACAUGAAUUGUCAAAUGCUGUGAAAUUUCUUCUUGUAUAAAUCGAUUAUCUGCUGCACGCGCCUGGAUAGAGAUUCGGGCAGACGACAAGCCUCGCUUUGACUGUGAGGGUGAUUUAUGCAUACAUGUAAUAUUUAAGGCGAUGAAAUAUAAAGAAUCAAUGGUGAAUUAGUUUGUUUUUUUAAUUGCCGUGAUUUUAACGACAAAAUGUGUACCAUUCAUUAUUAUUAUUGGGGAAUUCCAUCUAUAUGAAAUGUGGUUAUAGGACAUAGGAUUAUAUCUAGAUUCUAACAUGAACCGUACAGACAAUCGGGUGCUUUUCUGAUGUUUAUUAAGAAGAGAGUGAUUUUUCCAGCUGGCUCCAUCGUCAAAUGUCUGAGUAUCCGCCAAAUGCCAGUUUUCAUCGGAUCUGUUUAACCGGCGUGAUAAGCUGCGGGGACAGAAUCACAUCUAGAAUCAAGCAAGGAAUGACUUCGGUGUUACGAAGACAAUCAUCGACGUCAAAUGAAAACGAUGUAAGAAUGCGAAAUAACCGGAGUAGUGGCCAUGGUGCAGUCAACGAUUCACCUCCAUCUUCCCCAGCACAGCCCGGUGACCGUGGGACCAGAGCUUGCUGCUUUUGUUGGUGCUGUUGUUGUACUUGUUCAUGUUUGGCAGUGAAGUCUGGUAAUGGUACACAAGGUGGACCAAACAGUAGAAUACCUUUACCAGAGAGAGAUGAUCCGCCUACACACGAAGAAAUAGAAAGUUGGGGAGAAUCUUUCGAUAAAUUAAUGCAAAGUAAAGGUGGACGAAGGACAUUUAGAGAAUUUUUAAAAUCAGAAUAUAGUGAAGAAAAUAUAUUAUUCUGGUUAGCGUGUGAGGAUCUCAAAAAGGAAGAAAACCCAGAGAUUGUAGAAGAAAAGGCUAGAUUAAUAUAUGAAGAUUAUAUAUCUAUACUUUCACCUAAAGAGGUUAGCUUAGAUUCCCGAGUACGAGAAGUUAUAAAUAGGAAUAUGGUUGACCCAACACCGCAUACAUUCGAUGAAGCACAGCUACAAAUAUAUACACUAAUGCAUCGAGAUUCUUAUCCACGAUUUCUUAAUUCUCAAAUGUAUAAAAAACUACUAGAAGAGUCACAAUUAUCUUGAACCUUAGAAAAUUUAAUAAAUUUUAAAUUCACUACAGGUCAAAUCAAAGUUGUAUCACAUGAUAAAUUAGUGCUGUGUUGUUGGAUAUCUAAUGAAAGAUGUGAAUUAUUGGAAUGGUGCCAUCUAGGUUGAUGUAUCCUUUGCUCAUCUAAUCAAAGUGCGGAAUGAUUUUGUUGAUUUAAAAAAUAUAUUCCGUCAUCGAACAACUUGGAUUGCCAACAAAGAUUUUUACAAAAUAAUUUUGUUGGAAAUUUUGUGAUAUGUUCGUUGUGACUGAGCCAUGUGUGCGACGUUUAGUUUAUAUGUGUCUGAAAAGCCGUCUUAAGUACCACGAACUUGGCUUUAAUAAUACUCAUAUGACCCACAACUUUCGAUUUCAAUCUCUGUACAAAAUACUUGUUAUGUUUAUAGUCUCAACCAAUUAUUGAUCAAUGUUCAAUUGUUGUGCAAUGUGUUUUCUUUCUCCGGACUCGUGCAAUAUUUUAUUUUACUGUAUACCUUUUUAUUACGAUAAGAUUGUAGUUAUACCUAAACAGUUACACUAUUUAUAAAAAAAGAUGUUUUAUUCAAUGUUUUAGCAUAAUUUGUCCAGAAAACAUAGUCUUUCAUAAUUGAUUUCUUUUUAUGGUGCUUUUCUGACAUAUUGGCAUGUAUACUAUCCAUAUCACAUUUAUUGUCAUCACUGGAAAUCAUAAUCAAAGUAAAAAAAAUAAUUUAUUAACUGAUUAUUAUCAAUUGACUUUGAUCUAAAGAAAACAAAAAAAUAUUGUUAAACAUAAUUUACAACCAUUUAAUAGAGCUGUUAAAUUUAAAGAUUCAUGUAUUAGCAUGGAGAGAAAUCAGGAAAGGUGAAGAUGUGAGAUAAAAAUGUGUAUCCUGUAUAAUUCAUUUCAGCACCUCAAUAUUUAUAAUGUUUUACAUAUGAUUAAUUAAUGUUAUAUUCUGUUAUUUAGGUAAAAUUGCAGCAUUAUAAGUAAAAUUUGGUUUUGUUUUCAAGUGCAUAUUUCUUUAAUGUAUGCAAUAAUAAGUGUUUGCUGAAGGUAAUUAGAAAUGUUACAGUUGCAAAGACAAAAAUGAUAAAAUUUCAUGUGAGGUAUAAUUGUAUUAUUUUUGAAAUGUUUCAACAAUUACAAUAUUCAAAUGUGAAAUAUAUGUAUACGCAAUCCACUUAUUUCUUUUUCCACUCUUUAUAAUACACUCCCUCCCUUUUGGUUUCGUGAAUAGAUAAUGUUUAUAUUUUAUUUAUUGACAUUUUAAGUAAAACAUGUAGUUCAAAGCAAAACCUGGGAAUGUUUUAGUCCCAGGCAAAACGUAAUGAAUACAAUUAUUAGUCAUUGAAAAUUGAUAAUUUCGUUGAUUUCAAUCAACUUCGAUAGUUCUCAAUAAUUCUAAAUAUUUUUAGAAAUGCAUAGGUGAACUAUCAUACAGAUCUUAUAUAGUAAUUGUAUUUUCACAUUCCAAUAGUAUAGAUAUAGCUCUAUAACCACUAUUUGAGGUUUACUAUUUAUGUAUAUGUAUGUUACUGUACUUUCAAAAAUACAUCAAAUGGACAUUGCUUAAAAGUUAUUUUCUUGUAUGUUGAUGUAUUAUUUUUAUUUGUUUGAAUUUGUGAAUGUUUGAUUUUGUUAGGAUGAGUAAUAUUCGAAUCUUAAGAUGAUUUUGAACUAUUUUUGUAGGAUACAUUACCUUGGUAGCCAGUGUUGUAUGUACAAGUGAUAGAACGAUUUAAUUACCAUUAAACCUACCAAAUAGU